UGUCUCUCGACAAAGAUGCCCAAGAAGCGCUACGCAUGCACAACGAAGCCCGUGACGAAAUCAUUGAAGAUCCUCGGCCUCAUUUAAGAUGGGAUUCUGCACUCGCAGCCGAUGCACUCCAAUAUGCCCAAAAGCUCGCACAAAGCAACCGUAUGGCGCACUCUUCACCAAAAGAACGCAUAAGAAAUGGUCAGAUCUGUGGCGAGAAUAUUGCUUGGAAUGCAUGGGGCCGAUUUACUCUGGUGGAUGCGACUCGGUUGUGGAUUCAGGAGAAGUCUAAGUACCGGGGACAGAAAAUUGGCAGUGGGGGCGAUUCAACUUGGGGUCACUAUACCGAAAUCAUCUGUCCAAACGUCACAAGAGUAGGGUUAGGGCUUACUCGCACUCGUUCCGGCGAAACCUAUGUUGUUGCGAGGUACAACGCUUGUCAGACACACGGCAGUACUCCGUAUGAUUCCAGAAAGGGCAAUAUCUUCAAGAACCGGAGAUGGCAACCAAUCACUGGGGGAAGAGGUCAUCGGUCGGGAAGUGGAGCAGGAAGAGAAAGGCGUGACCUUCCUCAGGGUGGACACCAAUUUGAGAUAAUGGGAUUGGAUGACUUUUUCAGAGACUUGAAAGCUUUCAAGGAUCAGUUGAGACGUUAGUAAUCUGCAUUUCUAAAACUGAGGGAGAGCAGAACUCUUUCUAGCGGUAUCGCGUAGAGCUUUGUAUCGUCGGGUAGUAGGCC
This is a messenger RNA of Mollisia scopiformis, 727 nucleotides long. Its product is annotated as PR-1-like protein. The record is from RefSeq and is a predicted model, not a curated record. The transcript is spliced from 3 exons. NCBI's taxonomy places the organism in Eukaryota, Fungi, Ascomycota, Leotiomycetes, Helotiales, Mollisiaceae. Bases 36 to 644 code for a protein of 202 amino acids.